CUCGCCGCAGCGUAGUCAUCCUGUACGUUCUAUGGCAGCAUAGAUUGCAGCUUUGCUGUUGAUUGUAUUUCUUGCUGUAAAUACUGCUGCUUUUCUUUUCAGUCGUGGAUUCCUUUGCCGUGCUUGUGACUUCCCGGUCCCGUAAGUGCUGACUUACAUGAAUACAUUCCGAUUUAGUUGUAGCUUUGCUGUUUCUGUCUUCCCAAAUGUUGUGUGCGUAGGCCCACAACAGGUUGUACACAACAAACAGCUGGACAUAGCAAAAUCUUGGCAGCACAUCUCAGUUCAUAGUGGACCACCCGAACAAAACUGGAAUUUGUCGUCAGUCAGCGUUCGUCAUUGCCAUUCCAGCCUACCUAAGCUAGAACCUAACAUUGAGUGAGACGUCCACGACUUGCCAGUGAUUUCUCUCAAAAACUCCAGGCUUCUUUGAAUUAUUUACCAUCUACUGAGUUCCCAAGACUUGGGUCUGAGAGGACAAGAAUCAUGAAGGCAGAGGUCACUUGUGCUGUCCACUUUUUGAUGAACUUCCUGCGUUCCAGCCGGGACAUGGAGCAACAAACCCUCCGUCUCGAGAGGUUCUCUCAAAUCCUGAUCAACCUAUUGUGCGACCACUACAGGUCCCACUGGUUCCCAGACAAGCCAUUCCGGGGCAGCGGCUACCGCUGCCUAAGAAUCAACGACAUGCUGAUGGAUCCCCUGUUGGCCAAGGCCGGUCAGUUGGUCAAUAUCGCCUUGGAGGAGAUGCAGUUGCUUCUUCCCAGCGAGCUGACAGUAUGGGUGGACCCCGGUGAGGUAUCCUACCGAAUUGGCGAGGAAGGCUCCAUCUGCGUCCUGUACGACGGGGCAACGGAAACCAUCAGCGAGACGAAGCUUAGUGCCUUGGACUUGCUAAACUGCAAGAUGCGUAUGCACAACCAGAAUACGAGUCGUCAACGUACGGCAGACUUUAACCGAAAUGAUGUGACGGUUCAGGCAUGAACCAGUAGUAAUAUCGAGAAUUUAUGGACACAACUGGAUUUUUACCAAAGUUAUGACCGCUUGAUCCUGACAACGGACUGAGAUGUAUUCCUUGCUUAUUGUUGAAUAAAAUAGAUCUAUCUAUUAAUAUUUUUUCUGACAGAAUAUAGAGGCUAAAAUUUUGCCCAAUCUGAAUUGGUUGAAGUUCUUGAAGUUUCAUUUAUAUGAUACAGUGACGGUUGUGAUGUAAUUGCAGAAUGUAAAAACACUGUACCUAUCUGUUAGCUUUACAAAAUGUGACUCCAAACAGUACGUUUUACUUGAGUUUUUCUUUUUGAUGUGCAUUAUACCGAUAAAUGGAAACAACUCCAUUUGUCCAGGGUAUUUCAGUCAUUUCUGCAUGAUACACUUCCGCUCACCAACGUGAUGAAGUGGAUCAUUCAAACCAAAGUCUUUGUUGAUCUGGAUUCUUGAAUGCAUACUGUAGAUUCAUUUUUACAUGUAUCCUGUAAACAAACCAAAUGCCCUUGACAAGACCAAGUGCAGCUGUGACAUCCCAGAUACACCAAAUAUUGCAUUCUUUACCUUUUGUAAAUUACUUCUACCUCCUAUACAAGACUGGAUGUGCUGAGGGUCUUUUCUCCAGAGAGAGCUUGUCUAGAUGGAGAGCUUCUCCAUCUAGAGAAGCUCUCUCUUGGUUUUACAUAUGGAGGAUAUGAGAUACGACGACUGCAUUGCUGUCACAAAUAUUCCGUAUGUGAACUUUGGUGCUCAUUAGCAGUUGUUGGUUUUUCAGUCACGGUUGACAGUUUGCUGAACACGCCAGUAAUUUUACGUAUAUAUGUACGCUAAAUCUAUAUGUCAACAGAUGAUCAGUGUAGGUAAUACAUGUAAUUACUUCUAACACAACAGUCAUGAAACAUUACCCCAUGUCGGUGACAUGUCCAAGCUGCUUACGUUGGCCACACAAGAAUAAUUAGAAUCAACAGUGAAGCCUGCAAGCGGUGUCAAGCAUGGGAAACAGAAUUUAAAUAGAAUUGAUUUUUAACGUUUUACUUCCGUCCUUGCCAAGUUAGUUGAAACUGACAUUUGGCCUAUUCCUGUACUGCAGUGGCAUUUAUUUCCUUUGAGUUGUACCUUUUUUUUGUAGACACGGUCAGAAGACUUUUGCAAUGGCAUCAUGAACUAAUGGCAUAUAUGAAUUAAGUUCCACGUUUCAAAGCUUUUAUUGGUGUUAAAAAGUGGAACCUUACCCCAGUGCUGUACUGUAAAAUGUAAAGCUUAUGUGUACGUACAAUUACACUCAAUUUGAUUGUAAGUCAUUUCUUGCUCGUUGCUGUUCAACGGUUACAAGUACAUGUAUAAAUGUAUAUUAAAUGCCUAAAAUUGUUGGUCUAUUUUGAUAUGGUGCUCUUUUCCCCACAUAUCUGUUACUUUGUAACUGCAAUUUCACGAGCAGCAAUUUGUAUGUUUUGUCAGAAAAACUAUGAAGAUCUAUUCUACUUGACAUUUUUGUGUUUGUAAUAAAUGUUCACUUCAGAAGCAUUGAGAA
Molecule: messenger RNA, 2512 nt
Organism: Acanthaster planci (crown-of-thorns starfish)
Lineage: Eukaryota; Metazoa; Echinodermata; Asteroidea; Valvatida; Acanthasteridae
Product: protein BTG2-like
Biological process (GO): negative regulation of cell population proliferation
Cellular component (GO): nucleus; cytoplasm
Source: RefSeq, a predicted model, not a curated record